AUGGCCUCCAAUCCAUAUCACCGUCGUCCCCUCCCAGACUACUUUAUCUCCUCUCCUCUCGUCGCCCUCGUCUAUCCACUUCACCAACUGCUCCUCCGCCUCCGUGGUCCUCCCCGACUGCCACCUCCAAAUGCGAAACCCAUCCGCGUCGUCUGCAUCUCCGACACCCACACCCUCGAGUGGCCCGACGUACCAGAUGGCGAUCUCCUAAUUCACGCCGGGGACCUCGCCAACGACGGCUCCGUCCGAGAAAUCCAAGCUGCGGUCGACUGGCUGCGCUCGCUGCCCCAUCCACAGAAAGUCGUCAUCUGCGGUAACCACGAUAGCUACUUUGACGUCCGGUCGCGCUGCGAAGAAGACCGCGAUGAACAAUCCUCCGCUUCCUCUUUCGCCGCGGUCUCCGCGUCUACGGCUUCCAUCCAUUCCCUCGAGGAAAUCACUGCUCCCUCGCGCAUCGACUGGGGCGACAUCCACUACCUCCAGCAUUCCGCCGUGACACUCCCCUUCCCAGCUACAGCGACAGCUACAGCUACAGCUACAGCAACCACAGACUCAUCCUCCUCCUCUACCUCCACCUCAUCAGCAACACACCUUGUCAGCACAUCCUCACGCCCCCGCGAACUAACCAUCUACGGCGCCCCCCAAAUCCCAGCCCUCAUGCCCUUCGGCCCCGAACACGCCUUUACAUACCCCCCACACCACGACGCCUGGUCCCGCACCAUCCCCCCAGAAACAGACAUCCUCAUCACCCACACCCCGCCCCAAGCACACCUCGACAUGUCCCCCGUCUACUCAACCGGCUGCCCCAAUCUCCUCGCCGAAACCUGGCGCGUCCGGCCCGCCCUGCACGUCUUCGGACACAUCCACAAUUCUGCAGGCCGCGAGCCGAUCUUCUGGGACGAGGCGCAGCGCGCGUGGGAGCGGCUGUGCACGUCGCGACGGCCCCGUGCGAAGUAUUCGCGGUUUGUCGCGUUGGCGGGCUUUUGGCGGGAUUUGGUGGAUUUGUCGGGGUGGGCGGAUGCGGCGAGGGUGUUGGUUUAUGGGUUCUUGGGGGUGGUUUGGUCGAGGGUUUGGGGUGGGGAGACGCUUGGUGGUGGGUGGAUGGUUAAUGCGGCUUGUAUGUAUCGGAGUAGUGGGCGACUGGGGAAUGCGCCGCAGGUUAUUGAGCUUUGA
Penicillium daleae is the source of this 1173-nucleotide messenger RNA. Its product is annotated as metallophosphatase domain-containing protein. The record is from RefSeq and is a predicted model, not a curated record. Lineage: Eukaryota; Fungi; Ascomycota; Eurotiomycetes; Eurotiales; Aspergillaceae. The coding region runs from base 1 to 1173 and encodes 390 amino acids. The transcript has a single exon. Gene Ontology annotation, molecular function: hydrolase activity.